Messenger RNA from Rhizopus microsporus ATCC 52813, 3013 nucleotides. RefSeq lists its product as uncharacterized. Gene Ontology annotation, molecular function: saccharopine dehydrogenase activity. Lineage: Eukaryota; Fungi; Mucoromycota; Mucoromycetes; Mucorales; Rhizopodaceae. Gene Ontology annotation, cellular component: cytoplasm. The transcript has 17 exons. The coding region runs from base 5 to 2761 and encodes 918 amino acids. The record is from RefSeq and is a predicted model, not a curated record.
AAAAAUGUUACUGAAUUUAAUUAAAGGAAAUCACAAGUUCGUCCAUAGACGGCACUAUGCCACUAUUGGUAUUAGAAGAGAAGAUAAAAGUCGCUGGGAGCGACGCACUCCUUUGACACCAGAUCACGUCAAGAAAUUGAUCCAUGAGACAGGAACUCAAGUCUAUGUUCAGCCCAGUACAAAGAGAAUCUUCCCAAUCGAGAGUUAUAAAAAGGCUGGUGCUAUAGUAACCGAGGAUCUGUCAAAGGCAGAUGUCAUCCUUGGUAUCAAAGAAGUGCCCCAGGAAUCACUUUUGCCAGACAAGACCUAUCUCUUCUUUUCCCACACUCAUAAAGGGAACGAAAAAAACAUGCCAAUGCUUCAAACCAUACUUGACAAGAGGAUACGCUUAAUGGACUACGAGUUAAUGACAGACGAAAAAGGAAGGAGAUUGGUUGCCUUUGGUAAAUUCGCUGGUAAUGCAGGUAUGAUUGAUAUUCUGCAUGGAAUGGGCCAUCGAUUCCUUGGAUUAGGCUAUAGCACUCCGUUUAUGUAUACAUCAAUGGCACAUGCUUACCCUACCUUAAAUGAGGCCAGAUUAGCGCUUGCUAGAGUUGCCGACAUGAUCGAACGAAAUGGAACACCUAAAGACUUUGGUCCUCUAGUCUAUACAUUUACAGGAGGCGGCAAUGUAGCUCAGGGUGCCAUGGAAAUAUUCAAAGAGUUGCCACACGAAUUUGUACCAGCACAAGAUUUAGAAAAAAUCGUUAAUGAUAAAAAUCCAAACUUAAACAAGCUUUACGCAACUCAACUAGACGUCACGGAUUACAUCGUGACAAAGGAUGGAAAUAGACCUUUAGAAUCCCAUGAUGAGUACAUUCAUCAUCCCGAAAAAUACCAUUCGAAUUUUCACCAGAAGAUCGCGCCCUAUACUAACUGUGUUAUCACAGGCGCGUACUGGGAUAAACGAUAUCCAAGAACGCUAACUAAUGAUCAACUGAGAGAGAUAGAGUUGCUAAAACAAAAGGGUGUCAUCAACAAGGGAAAGAUGAUGAGUUUGGCAGAUAUCGUUUGUGAUAUUAGGGGUGCAUUUGAAUGUUUAUCACACUCUACCAACGUAGACGAUGGCUUCUUUUACUAUGACGCUCUCAAGAAUGAGGAGCAUAAAAAUCCUGAGGGAAACGGUAUCCAGAUCAUGGGUAUUGACAUCUUGCCUGCAGAACUGCCCGUUGAGAGUAGUCAGCAUUUUAGUGAAAAGCUGUAUCCCUUUAUCAAGGAAAUGGCUACCCAGCCUGGUCAAUCGCCUUUACUACGUCACUCAGUGAUUGCAGAAGAUGGAAAGUUAACUGAAGCGCACCAGGGUUUAAAAAGCUAUCUCUCAACCACGCAGAAGGAACCCAAAAAGACCGUUCUUUUGCUAGGCUCAGGCAUGGUCGCCGCUCCUUUAGUGGAGCAUUUAGCCAGAAGAUCUGAUGUGAAUAUUGUUGUUGCUAGCAAUGUUGCUGAGGAGGCCAAAGCUCUUGUUUCAAAGUUUUCAAACGCAGAGUCUGUUCCCCUAGAUAUCUCGGAUCAACAGAGCCUUUCUGCUCUUGUCGGUAAAGCAGAUGUUGUUGUGAGCUUUGUUCCUGCUUUUCUGCAUACACAAGUAGCCAAUGUAUGUAUUGAACAAAGAAAGGACAUGGUCACGGCCAGCUACGUUUCUCCAGAGAUGCAAGGCUUAAACGAAAAGGCACAAAAGGCGGGUGUCUUGAUUAUGAAUGAAGUUGGUUUGGAUCCUGGUAUUGACCACAUGUCUGCCAUGAAGAUCAUUGAUGAAGCCAAAAGAAAAGGAAGCAAGAUUCGAUCCUUCAUUUCCUGGUGUGGUGGAUUACCUGCCCCCGAAGCAUCCAACGUUCCAUUUGGCUACAAGUUUAGCUGGUCCCCCCGUGGUGUACUUACUGCGAGUGGAAAUGACGCGAUCUACUGGAACAACAAAAAGGAGCAUAUCAUUUCAGGAGAUAAUUUAUUAAAACAGCAUUUCCCAGUUGUACGUACCCCUUUUGCUGGGUUUGUAUUUGAAGGAUUAGCCAAUAGGAAUUCCCUUGGCUACGCAGACGUCUACGGCUUAGGUCCGUUGUCCGAUAUGGACACAAUGUUUAGAGGCACCCUUCGUUACCAGGGAUACUCUGACUUGCUUUACGCCUUCCGCCAAUUGGGUUUCUUGGAAACUAAACCCCUUAGUGACUGCAUGAACUGGAAACAAUACUUUGAAGUCACCUUACGCAGUCCAUUGACCAAGGAGUCCGUAACUCAAAGACUCGGGUUAUCUAAUGACCAUCCAAUGACAGAAACUGUUUGGUCAGCCAUGCACUACUUGCUUUCAAGGGAUAAUGACUUCCCUAUUCACAUGAAAGGAGCAGUACCUUUAGACUUAUUUUCAAACCUAUUAGCUAAAAGGUUAAGAUAUGAAAAGGGAGAGCAUGAUAUGGUGGCCAUGCAUCAUGAAUUUGGUAUUGAGCAUUCAUCUGGUCAGAAGGAAACUUUGACGUCUACCUUGAUCCGUUACGGCAAUGACGAGCACACGGCUAUGGCAGAGACAGUUGGAUUACCUGCAGCCAUGGCUGUUGAAUUAGUUUUGGAUAACAAAAUACCUGAAAGAGGUGUACAAGUACCCACUCAAAGACAUGUCUAUGAGCCUAUCUUGGAGCAACUAGAAUUCAAGGGUAUCCGAUUUACUGAACGCGUUGAACCAUAUAGAGUCAACCAAUUAAAGCCUACUGGUUCUGGUCUUUAUCAACAAUAAAUGUGGAUCCAAUAAUAAACGCGUAAUACAAACUCCCUAUAUAAACACAAAAUUUCCUUUUCAUUUAUAAAACAACCAAAAUAAGUAAACCUGAGAUAAACCGUAAAAGAAGAAUGUAUAAAAACGGCAAUGAUAAGCUAUCUUACGCCCCCCUUUCCUUCUUCCCUUUGCCCUCUCUCCAAUUAAUAUAAAGUCCGACCCGAAAGACAUGUAUUUAAAGACUGAUUAAUUUCCUUUUUCUCUUUUUCUUUU